UUUUACGUCCGGCCGGCCGGCUUGACGCCUGACGGAUGGCAGUUUGGCGGGCGGCGAUGACAGGUCGCGUACGCACGGGCUGAAUUUACCAAAGCAAAUGGACACAACCAAGCCAAAAGACGCGUCCGGCCGUCCCAUCCCGGCGUGGAAAAACAGACGAGCCGCAGGCGCAUUGGGAAUCUCGAAGCAUCAGCGCGAUGCGUGCCCGGGUUCUUCUUCUUCCGCCGCCGCGCUCAUAGCUCUCUCGCUGCUAGGGAGAUUUGCUACCACUCGACGGCGGACGGCCUCCGUUGCCAGUCUCUCUUGGCUGUGUGCUCCCGUGACCCGUCUGUGCCGUUCCAUCAGUCUCUUUCUCCCUUCCUCAUCAGGAUGGCGAAUGGGAAUGGGGGCAGUAAGCUCCGUCUAUGGUGCUCGGCAUUUGCCUGCGCGCUGCUCGCGCUCGUCGAGGCGGACGGCUUGUUCGUCGACAUCACCUAUGUCGAGAGCGCCGUGGCCAGAGGAGCAGUGUGCCUGGAUGGAAGCGCCCCGGCGUACCACCUCGCCCCAGGCUUCGGCUCCGGGGUGAACAGUUGGUUGGUUCAUUUCGAGGGAGGAGGAUGGUGCAACAACGUCACGACCUGCCUGCAGCGUAUGCACACCCGGCUGGGGUCCUCCAAGGAGAUGGCCAAGCAGGUUGCUUUCUCCGGGAUCCUGAGCGACGCCCCGGGUUACAACCCAGACUUCUACAACUGGAACAAGGUCCGGGUUCGCUACUGCGACGGCUCCUCUUUCACCGGCGACAAGGAAGAAGUUGAUCCUAGGACAAAUCUACACUACAGAGGUGCGAGGAUAUGGCAAGCAGUUCUGGAAGACCUGCUCGCAAAAGGAAUGAACAGAGCUGAAAAUGCUCUAAUUUCGGGGUGCUCUGCUGGGGGGUUAACUUCGAUACUGCACUGUGACAGAUUUCAUCAGCUUCUGCCGGCGGGGGCCCAUGUCAAAUGCCUUUCUGAUGCUGGUUUCUUCAUCAAUGUAAAGGACAUUGCUGGAGAGAACCAUGCUGCUGCCUUUUUCAAUGAUGUAGUUACAACACAUGGCUCAGCCAGGAAUUUGCCAUCUUCGUGCACUUCCAAGUUGCCUGCAGGCAUGUGCUUCUUCCCUCAGAAUGAGGUGAAACAGAUUCAGACACCGUUGUUCAUCCUGAAUUCAGCAUAUGAUUCAUGGCAGGUAAGGAACAUUUUAAUACCAGGAGGUUCUGAUCCUCGUUGGCGAAACUGCAAGCACGAUAUAAGUCAAUGUUCCACGAAGCAACUUGAGACUUUGCAGGGAUUCAGGGACCAUUUUCUAGGAGCACUGGAGGAACAAGGGACCUCCUCCACCAGAGGGUUGUUCAUAAACUCGUGCUUCGUGCACUGCCAGACAGAGAUACAAGAGAUAUGGUUCGCACCCGGCUCUCCUGCCCUCGGUGACAAAAAAAUAGCAAAUGCAGUUGGAGACUGGUUCUACGACCGCAGUCCGUUCCAGAAGGUGGACUGCCCUUACCCUUGUGAUUCAACCUGCCCUAUCUUCAAGAACUCAUAGCAAGUGGAGCAGCAGCCUCACCUCAUACUAUUGUUCACAUUGAUCACAUUAUUGUUACUACGUUUGAUGAACCACCAUUAGUGCCCCGUGCUCGCAAGAGGGCACGGCAUGGCAACCAUUGAUUCUAUUUACAGAAAUAAUAAGUGAAGGUGCUGGCUUCAACAUCAGCUGGAA
This is a messenger RNA of Lolium perenne, 1731 nucleotides long. Its product is annotated as pectin acetylesterase 8-like. Lineage: Eukaryota; Viridiplantae; Streptophyta; Magnoliopsida; Poales; Poaceae. Gene Ontology annotation, cellular component: plant-type cell wall. Gene Ontology annotation, molecular function: pectin acetylesterase activity. Gene Ontology annotation, biological process: cell wall organization. The record is from RefSeq and is a predicted model, not a curated record.